AUGCUGACUUGUCGUUCAGUUUUCCCAAGAUGCCUGCGAAGCAGUUCUCGGGUGCUUUCAAGCACCCUACAGAUCCCGGCUCGCCGAUCGAAAUCUGCCAUGGUGCAAGGUGCUGAUGUUUCUGCGGCUGACGGAAGAGGCUUGCAGCCCAGCAUGCCGACCGGCACCACCUUCGAAAGGACAAGCCCAUUUUCGACACAGGACCCAGAUUUCGACUUUGCCCGUCACAUGCAGCUGUCCGCUCGUGAUCUUGCAUCAAUACGAGUGCACACGCUGACUGAGAUGGGCUACGAGGUGGCACCAGGGGAGACUGAUUUCGCUUAUUCUGAGCCGUUCCAGCUACUCUCCGAGGAGGGCCUUCGACUGUACCGGGAGGCCAUUCUUGCGAAGCCAGUCCUGGAGAACUGCUACUACUCAUGUCCUAUGGUGCCCCUGACCAUCCGGAACAUGGCGGCCCACAACAAGUUCAUACGACAGAUGAGCGAAUCUGAUGACAUGCUAUUGGCCUGCUCAAAGCUAGUCGGCUGUGAUCUGAUGUGGCAUCCUUUCAAAGUGGAGCACAUGAUGACCAACAUCCAGAUGAAGGGGAGGGAGGCAACCAAAGUUUUUGAUUGGCACAAUGACUCCAACAACUUUGUGCUGUUGGUAAACCUCUCCGACAUCCCGGAGGACGGGCGUGGCGGCGGCACGCUCUUGAAGGAAGUGGGCACCGGCAUCGAGCGCGAAGUGCGCGCGCCAGGUCCCGGAUGGGCGUACAUGAUGCAGGGCAGUCGGGUGGUUCAUGCUGCGAAUGCCAGCGAAAACUGGACGCGCAUCGUGUCCGUCAUUUCGUUCUGUCGUAGUGAAACCUUAGCAGCCGAGAGUCUUGAAGAGGACACGGUGGACCUCUUCCUUGCACGCAACUAUACCGACCAUGCUCUGCUGGACAAGGAGUAUUCCAGAUACCGGCUGGAGCGCAGUAUGGAGAAGCUGUGCUUUCUGCAGGAUCGGUACCUGGAUGAGUGCAGCAACGACUUCUCCAGCCGCGAGCGCAGGAGAGAGCUGGUGAGGCAUCUUGACCACAUGGCCAAGAACCUGCAGAUCACCUCACGUUCGUUGGAGCUGCUGGAAGAGUGGGAUCAGCCAUUGCCUCGUCCGCUUCGGGCGGAUCAGGUGCCAGUGGCUGAGAUUGCUUCUUGGGCCGAUCGAUCGCGAGAUGGCCCACUUCUGAAUUAG
This is a messenger RNA of Symbiodinium pilosum, 1215 nucleotides long. The record is from the annotation of a GenBank genome assembly. NCBI's taxonomy places the organism in Eukaryota, Dinophyceae, Suessiales, Symbiodiniaceae.